Molecule: messenger RNA, 6212 nt
Organism: Sarcophilus harrisii (Tasmanian devil)
Lineage: Eukaryota; Metazoa; Chordata; Mammalia; Dasyuromorphia; Dasyuridae
Gene: SCML2
Product: Scm polycomb group protein like 2
Exons: 17
Coding region: 910-3093 (727 amino acids)
Biological process (GO): regulation of DNA-templated transcription
Cellular component (GO): nucleus
Molecular function (GO): protein binding
Source: RefSeq, a predicted model, not a curated record
CGCCGGCGUGAAUUCCGGCGCCGGACGGACCCAGGUGACAGAGCCGCUGUUGCUUCCAUCGCUAGGGCCCGGGACCUCUCCUCGGAGGAGGUGAGUCGUGACCUUUUCUUCAGCCUGCGGCUCAUUUUUCCGAAAUCUACUCCGUCUAGCUCCCUCCGCUUUCCUGGAUCGCGCUCGCUUUCCUCCGCUCGUGACUUCCCAGGGAGUCUGCGUCUCCUGGGCGCCCAGCUCGCGCCUCCAUCCCUCCCACCUCCCCAAACUGUACUCGAAAACCUAGAAGAAACCUACUCCAGGUGUCCUGAGCACACAAGAGACUAGCGGGCAGGAAGGAAAAUGGGGAAGGGCACCCCUCCGAGUGGCAGCCGCGGGUGGUGCGCGCUCUCCUGAGGGACGACUCACGGGCGCUGUUUGUUGCCCACUCUCGGAGCAAGGGCGGCGGGUUGCACACGUUGGAGCGGGUGCCUUUGGAGAGGAAACUUGAUGCGUGAUGCUCCGAAGUUGGGUCCCGGAUCCCGGAGCACGCGUGUCUUUGGCGGAUCGUGGAGAACUCCUUCGAAACUUUCGGAUUACUCCCGGAGUGGGGCGCGGAACGCGCUUUCUGGGUGUUGUAGCUGGGGAGCGUCCCUGGAGAGAGAGUCGCUUGGACGCAAGUUUGCUGUGUUUACAAUGCUAGCGGGGACCAUUCACUCGAGCUAGGCUGCAGUAUGUGUGCUGAGCGGCUUCUGUCGGGAAUUCUUUAUUUCACUCUUCCUAAGAGACUGCCUUUGGAGGCAAUGAGUGACUAGAGGCUCUGCUUCUUUUGCAUAUAGUGGAGGAAAAACCUAGUCUUAUUUUGGAAUCUUUGACAUAAUAAAAAGACUGUGCCUGGUCUUCCUGCCCCGGGGAAGAACACUGAAGAAGAGGAUAACUAUGGGGAAGAUAAUAAAUAAAGAUUCAAAGAAUAUUAAGAAGGAAAAACAAGGAAAAAAUCACUCAAACAAUCUUCCUGUGCAGAAUGAACAUUUUAACUGGGACAGUUACUUGAGAGAGACUGGAUCUUUAGCUGCUCCAUCACAGUGUUUCAGACAGUCCAAAAUCCCACCUACUAAUGACUUCAAAGUUGGCAUGAAAUUGGAAGCACGUGACCCACGAAAUGUCACUUCUGUCUGCAUUGCCACCGUCAUUGGAAUUACUGGUGCCAGAUUACGAUUGCGGUUGGAUGGCAGUGACAAUAAAAAUGACUUCUGGAGGCUUGUAGAUUCUUCCGAUAUACAGCCCAUUGGAACUUGUGAAAAGAAAGGAGGCAUGCUUCAGCCUCCUCUGGGAUUUCAGAUGAAUGCAUCAUCUUGGCCAAUGUUCCUCUUAAGAACAUUAAAUGGAGCUGAAAUGGCACCUGCAGCAUUCUUUAAAAAGGAACCACCCAAACCAGCUCCAAAUCUUUUAAAAACUGGAAUGAAACUUGAAGCAAUAGAUAAAAAGAAUCCAUAUUUGAUCUGCCCAGCAACUGUUGGAGAUGUUAAAGGAGAUGACGUUUUUAUUACAUUUGAUGGUUGGAGAGGAGCAUUUGAUUAUUGGUGCAGAUAUGAUUCUCGAGAUAUCUUCCCAGUUGGGUGGUGUGGCUUAACAGGAGAUGCAUUACAACCACCAGGAAAUAAUGUUUCCAUUACAAAGAGUAGUGCAAAAACACAAUCUUCCCCUUCCAAAGUGACUCGGCGUUCAAUGCAGUCUCCACAGAAAACUGCUCCAAUAUCAGCACAGCGGGGCAAGAAACCAGGUCGGGCUAAACCACCUGGACAGACUUCAGUCCCCAAGAAGGGCAGGUCUCCUAAAAAUGUUUCCCUGACAAAAACCAUCUCUCACACUGAAAAUCUCAAAACAAGAAAAAAAGGCCUAAAACCAGGAAGAAAGAAAAAAAUUCAUGCAGUGCCAUGUUCUCCUUCAUCUACUGCUCAUAUAAAUUUGUCCAACUUAAGCAAUAGCAAUCCAGUCAUUUUUAAAGAUGGAAUUGGUAUUCCUGGGACAACUGCUGCAGUUAUAUCUACAGUUUGUGUUUAUGUGAACAAACAUGGAAAUUCUGGACCUCACCUGGACAAAAAAAAAGUACAACUCCUUCCUGAUCACUUUGGACCGGGACCUGUUAAUGUGGUACUUCGUCAGGCUGUUCAAGCUUGUGUAGAUUGUGCCCAUCAAGUUAAAAUGGUUUUUGGAUUCCUUAAAUCAGGACAUCAUGGAGGAGAAACGAUAACUGCAUCCUUUGAUGGGGAAAAACAUGCCACCAAUCUUCCUUCUGUGAACAGUGCAUCAUUUGUUCUUCGUUUUCUGGAGAAACUUUGCCACAGUCUGCAGUGUGAUAACCUUUUUAGUAGUCAGCCUUUCAGCCCUUAUAUGGGAACUGCUCACAGUCCUACAGAUUAUGAUAGAAAUAAACCAGCAAAAGAAGAAAUAUCAGAAAAUAGGGGUACUAAAAGAUAUUCUCAGGAUUCUCCACCCUAUGCUGCUCCUCUUUCCCCUAAGCUUCCUAGAACAGAAGUGCAUGCAUCUGAAGCCGAAAUAUUGCCAUCUGAAGAAAAUGGCAUGCCUAAAGAGCACAGAUUUUCUGAACAAUCCAUGGAUUCAUCACUGAAUUCAGGCAAUCCUGUAAGCCCUGCCUAUAGAAAUCCUACAAACUGUCGUACCUCAACAAGUACUACAUAUUAUAGAAAUUCUCUUCAAUCAGUAACUACUACCUCAAACUCAGUGCCAAUGUUACACAAACUGUCAUUGAAUCCUGCUGGGAACAAUUAUUAUGAAGGCAACAGGAGACGGAUGCAAAGGAGGAUUGAAGCUGCAAGUUCGACAACUGGACCAGAUCUCAAUGUACUGAAACGGGAACCUUCAAGAGGAUCCAAUAAAGAUCCCUCAAAUUGGUCUAUAGAUGAAGUAAUGCGAUUUGUGAAAGAAGCUGAUCCUCAGGCAUUGGCACCACAUGCAGAGCUGUUCAGGAGACAUGAAAUUGAUGGGAAAGCACUUCUAUUGUUGAGGAGUGAUAUGAUAAUGAGAUAUAUGGGACUAAAGUUGGGACCUGCAUUAAAGCUCUGUUACCAUAUUGAAAGACUCAAACAAGGAAAGUAUUAGCCAGUGAGACACACAAAGAUUAUUGUAUUUUUCUGAUUGGACUGAUUUCUCAGGUUUACAGAUACCAUUUUUAUUUUAAAAUAUUUUGUCAUGGUAUCAACUUCUCAGUUUGCAGACUCUUAAAAUGUGAUAUUUCUACUAUUUUCAGGAAAUGAUUUUAUUGUAGCAUUUCAAAAUUCAUUCAACUGACUCUUUGCUGGCAGUUAUUCAGGAUUUAUUUUUUAGAAUACUUUGAUAAAUAUAAUAGCUGUUGUAAGAAAUGUACAAGCACACAUUAACUUUAACUGAUUUCACAUUGAGAACCAAAAUAGCUGAAUCCCAAAGGAUUAAAAAAACAAAACAAACAAUAAAAUCAGAAUUGCAAGGAUUUAUUAACUUUUAUAGUUGUGGCUACAGAAAUUUUGCCAUAGAAUUUAAAAAUACAGAUGUGAAUCUUAUCUCUUUCUUGAUAAUCAUUUUCUAAACCUUCAGUGGUCAAUUUGAUUAUACUUUUAAAUGAUUUUUCAGAAAGGGAAUUAAACUUGUGAAUUGUGUUUUUUAAGCAGACAUAAGCUUUUUAGAAGUAUGAUCAUUCUUGAGAGAAAUACAAUUAUCAUAUUCAAUCAAUAUUUAUAUUACUUGGAAAGAUUUUCUUUAAUAGUGAACUGUUGUAAGAUGAAAAAUUCAAGAUUCCUUAUAAAUGAUACACUUCCUAUUUAAAAGUAUUCCAUCUUUUUGCUAAGUUUGAGAAUGGGAACAUAUUCGUCUCUUACACCCAUGUAUACGGAGAUAUACGUCUUGUUUGAUUUUAAAUAUAUAUAUAUAUAUAUAUAUAUAUAUAUAUAUUUUGCAUAUACAAUACCAUAUUUUUAUUUUAUCUAUAUAUCUGUAAGUGUACAUCCAAGUAAAACCUUUGUUUCUUAUGGUUUUAAAAUGGCACUCUGUACUACCAAAAUAGUAAUAAUAAACUAUGUAAUUUUAUUUUUAUUAUUUUUGGGGGGGAGGUUGGGAGAAACUGCAUCAUUUGCCAUCAUGAGUGUAUCUCCACUUAGUUUCCAAGACUAUAAGAAACAAUCAGAUUCGUUUUCAUGAAGGGAAAUUCUGUGCUCUACACAAAAAUUCAUGUAGUAUCCAAUUCCAAAUCAUUUUUAUCCUGGAAUACACAUUUAUUAUAUUAUUUGCCUCUCUUUUGGUUUUAAUUUAAAGAUUAUGUUUUUCAUAAAGAAAUGGUGCUUUGUGUAUUACUCAUCUUUAUUGCUUUACAUAAAGUUUUGUGCUGUUUAUAUAAGCUAUGAUGUUUUCCCAGUAGUAUAAACUGCCAAUACCAUUUACAUCAGGGACAAGAAUGUACUUAAUACUAGGGCCUCUAUUUGCUGGGGAAAAUGUAAUCUCAAAUGAUAACUUUUAUAAUGUUUAUUACAUUUUUUGUAAAAGAUUUCUUGUCAAAAUUUGUAUUUUUGCAAAUUGCUUUUUUGAGAAUGCUUUGCUUUAGUUAAAAACAUCUUCAGGUUAUCGAAUGAAUAUUGCAAUAUUAUAUAGUUAAACAGUGUUAAAUGGUCAGAUUUCACAUUUUAAAUGUCAUCCAUGUAAUUUUAAUGUAGCUAGUAAUUUUUGAAGAAUUUUUUUACUAUAGAUGCAUCAUUUGAGUUAUGUUGUAUCAACCAAUUUGUAAAGUGUCCAGUAUAUAUUUGCUCAAAGACAUAAAAUACAUUUAAAGUAUAGUAUAUUUUUCUGAUUAGAAAAUUUGUUGAUGAUUUUGUUAUCAAAACUUCAGGCAUUGUUGAUUUGUGCAUAUCACAUUGCAUUAAUGUGUGGAUUUAUUUUAGAUAUUAGCAAAAUAAGUGCCCCCACUAAAGGGUUAAAUUUCUGCAUUUCUCAUAGAGUUGAAUUUAUUUUUUAAUUAAAAUUAUCUUUUAGGUAAAUAGGUAAUUUCCCUAGGAACGAAAUGUUUAUUUAUUUGUUGGAAGCAUAUCAACUUGGGCAUAAGAGUACCAUUUGGGAAAUUACAUGUAUUGUCUUCGAUCUCAAAAGUGGUGCUAUUGGCAAGAAUGCUUAUUUAUCUCUGCAAGUGGAAUUGAAAAAUCUAAGAUAGCAAUAGUGAUAUUUCACUGAGUUUCAUAUAGGGAUCUUAUACUGCUUUGCAGCUCUAACUUCUUUUCUAUUAAAAAGUUGAUGAAGUUUCAUCAUCUGAUACAGUUUGGUAACAUUCAUCCAACUAUGAGAUAAAUCUGUAAGUCUAAAGAUAAAAAGAGAAGAUUAUGGUGUAUGUGUGACCAAACUCAGUUUCUAGAGUGACUGCAUCUUCUUAUGGUUUGCUCACAGUUAAUAUCUUUGUUAUUAGCUUGCUGCAUAUAGUUCUUUUUUUUUUUUUUUUUUUUUGCUUUAUUCCCUGCCUUUAUCAAGUUGCUUGAAGUUUCACUUCAUAUUGUCCUCAAGCUGUUUUAUUGCCUGCCUUUCUUGUAAUUGUCAUAUAUCAGUCCACUUGAAGUGGACUGAUAUAUGACAAUUACAAUGUGAUAGUUUAUCAAAGUAAGAUUUCUUUAUAGUAGGUCUUGGCUUAAUCAUAAGCUCAGACUCUGCAUUGUCCAUUUUCUCAUUUGGCUACUUAAGAUACCAGGAGGGACAGAAUAUCAUAUUAAAAAAAUUUUUUUUUCCCAGAGAAAUUUGCAAAUAUAUUACAGAUUAGAAAAAUUUGUAAGAAAAUUAUAAGCUCAUAUUAAUUUGCAUGUCCUUUGUUAAAUCUCAACUGCAGUUGUUUAAAGUAAGUUGAUAAAAAUUGUAUCUGUACCAGGUGAUUAGUGUUUGGCAAAUGAAUCAAAAAUAUAUCGAAUAUGGAACCAUAGUGAUCAUAAAGAGUCAAUUCACAUGAGCAUAGUAAGCAGUUUACUUCUUCCAAGAAGGACCAAGGUAAAUAUAUCAUUGUGCAAAUAAAUAAUACUCUAUUAGAAAAUUUGCCUUAUUUUUUUAUUUCUACAGACUGUGCAAAAUCUUUUGUUUAUGAAUGCAGAUAUGACAUGAAUCACUUUUGUUUAUUCCAUUACCAUUAUUUCACACUGUAUUAUAGCAUGAUCCCUAAGUAUAAAAAAUAUAUUUUUAAAUGUAAUUUCAACAGGGAUGUUGUAUAGAAAAAUUAAUAAAGU